Molecule: messenger RNA, 1146 nt
Organism: Leptidea sinapis
Lineage: Eukaryota; Metazoa; Arthropoda; Insecta; Lepidoptera; Pieridae
Gene: eIF3h
Product: eukaryotic translation initiation factor 3 subunit H
Exons: 5
Coding region: 90-1103 (337 amino acids)
Cellular component (GO): cytoplasm; cytosol; eukaryotic 43S preinitiation complex
Molecular function (GO): protein binding; translation initiation factor activity; metallopeptidase activity
Source: RefSeq, a predicted model, not a curated record
AAAAAAAAUGUCUAUGAAUGAAGUAUGAUGUUGCUUGGCAGUUGCUUGCUUUUGCUAGAUAGACAGUGAUUCUUAUUCCUCUUUAAAAAAUGGCGACUCGGGGCGGUUCAUCUAGACGGGCCCCUGAAAGUGAGGCUGCUAUAACUUAUGUUCAGUGUGAUGGAUUGGCUGUAAUGAAAAUAGUGAAACACUGUCAUGAGGAAUCAUGCAGCAAUAUGGAAGUGGCCCAAGGGGCUUUGCUUGGUCUGGUUGUUGAAAACCGUUUGGAGAUUACGAACUGUUUCCCAUUUCCCAAACAUGAUGAUACCAUGGAUGAAGAGGAAUACCAGCUGGAUAUGAUGAGAAGACUCAGAAGAGUGAAUGUUGAUCACUUCCAUGUUGGAUGGUAUCAAAGUGCAGAUGUAGGUAACUUCUUGAGUCAAUCACUGUUGGAGUCACAAUACCAUUACCAGACCUCUAUUGAAGAGAGUGUUGUGGUUAUUUAUGAUACAAAGAAGUCUGCCAGAGGAUUCUUAACACUGAAAGCUUAUCGUCUUACACCACAGGCUAUAGCUAUGUAUAAAGAAGAGGAUUACACACCAGAAGCUUUACGUAACCUUAAGAUUGGUUAUGAGAAUCUAUUUAUAGAAGUGCCAAUUGUGAUACGGAACUCUCCUCUUACCAACAUAAUGAUGUCAGAGCUGUCAGAGAUGAUACCAGAGGAAGAGGGCUCCAAAUUUUUGGAUCUUGGAACUGCAUCAGUUCUUGAAGGCCAGCUUCGUAGCUUAAUGGAUCGUGUUGAUGAGUUGAAUCAGGAAGCCAUCAAAUUCAACCGCUACCAACAGUUGGUUGUCCGUCAGCAGCAAGACAAACAUAGGUGGUUGCUGAAGAGGGCUCAGGAGAAUGCUGCCAGGGCUGCCAAGGAUGAACCUCCACUACCUGAUGAUGAUGUGAACAAGCUUUUCAAGCCGCACCCUGUGCCCCCGAGGCUCACGCCUAUGAUUGUAGCUGGCCAAAUCAACACAUACAGCCAACAUAUCAGUCACUUUUGCUCACAAAGUCUCGCAAAGUUGUAUUUGACCCAAGCUCUACAAAACGCUAAGGAGUCGAAGCAGAACAACUAAUUGUGAUGGAUAUAAUUUGUAUUAAAUGAGAUACUAAACUGAA